Pararge aegeria (speckled wood butterfly) is the source of this 7710-nucleotide messenger RNA. RefSeq names its product cadherin-99C (gene Cad99C). The record is from RefSeq and is a predicted model, not a curated record. Gene Ontology annotation, biological process: homophilic cell-cell adhesion. Lineage: Eukaryota; Metazoa; Arthropoda; Insecta; Lepidoptera; Nymphalidae. The transcript has 31 exons. Gene Ontology annotation, cellular component: plasma membrane; catenin complex. Bases 433 to 5226 code for a protein of 1597 amino acids. Gene Ontology annotation, molecular function: calcium ion binding; cadherin binding.
GUCAGUUCGUUUUCGGUCGCCGUUCUCUUCGUGUUUUGUUGUUGUCAUUUGAAUUUAGAACUUUCGUCACAAGGAUCGCGAACUUUUAUGAAACUCUUGUGUUUGUAAUUGUUUUGUUAUAGACACUUGGAAGGAUUUUUCGGGAUUACGUGUGUGUAAGGAGACAGGUUUUAGUUAGAAAAAGACGUGUGGGGUGUGUUGGCAAAGUGUUUUGUGGUCACAGGUGUCGCAUUCCAGCGGGGACGCCGUCGCAGCCUCCGUAGUCUAUAGAACCUAAUCUGUCGAAUACCUUAGCAGGUGGACGUAACAUUACCUAUUUUUAAUAACAAAUUAAGAAUGGCGGCGCUGCUAUGAACAAUAAAUCACGUUCAGAUGGCGCACUGGAACGGAUGAUUUAGGGAAUGCAAGCACCUCGGAGUAAUUAUUGCUGAGAUGGCGCGGUGGGGCGCGCUUAUCCAGCACACAACGAUUUGGCUUCUCGUCUCUUUAUUGCCGAUAGCAUGGGCGACUCCAGGACCGUGCGAAGUGGAGACUGGACAGUCCAGCAUCAUAGUUGACAUUGAGGAGAGCAGAGGAGAUCAAGUCAACCAAACAACUGUGCCAGAAGUGUUACCGAUCGUUGGUGAACCCGAUGUGGACGUGGUGCUGUCAACUGUAUUCCCAAAAGGCCCAACUCUAUUCCAACUAGAUGGAAAACGCUUGCAAUUACUCCAGCCUCUGGAUAGGGACGCUGACAACUUAUCGCAUAUGGUAUUCCAGCUGGUCUGUCAAGUGAAAGCGACGAAAAAGCGACGGACGAUACCUGUGAUUGUGAGAGUAUCAGACAUCAAUGAUAAUGCACCCGUGUUUCAAGGCACGCCCUAUGAAACUGGUAUAUCUGAGCUUGUCCCAAUCGGCACUACAAUUUUCGAUGGUGUACGAGCAGUGGAUAGCGACGCAGGCGUCAACGGACUCGCGGAGUAUUUCAUAAUACCAGGAGAUAAUAACACGUUGGAUGCAGCGAACGCAGUUGACGGCAACGGCUACUUUGCAAUACCUCUACCUCAUCAGGGACAUGUGACAGUCAACAGGAGUUUGGAUUACGAGCGCACGAAGAAAUAUCUAGUCACUAUUGUUGCUUCUGAUCGUGCUCGUGAUACCAAACAGCGUCUGUCAAGUACUACAACGCUUAUCGUCAACGUACAGGAUGACGACGACCAGGAUCCUUCCUUCAUUUAUAAAGGAUGCACUAUGCAUGAUGGUGCUUGUAUCAAUCCAGAAUAUAAUAGCUAUGUAAACGGCGGCGUUCUCGCAGGAAUCUUAACAAUAGAGCCCGACAAAAUUCAAGCUGUGGACAUGGACACACUUGAUGCCCGCAUCAAAUACAGCAUAGAGAGUGGGGAGCCAGAGUCCUGGAGCACUUACUUCGAUAUUGAUGCAAAUACUGGAGCUGUCAGGCAGUUGGUGCCUGUGGAUACCAGUAUAGCUAAGAAGUUCCAACUGAUAGUCAAGGCGGAAGAGGUGUCUGAAGCGAAACGCUUUACAACCGCCAAGCUAACGAUCACAGUGCGUCCAGUGGACGCCAGUCCACCUGUAGUAGCCGCAUCAUUAGACGAAGGCCAGGUCGAGGAGAAUUCACCAAAAGGAACUAAAGUGCUGGAUCUUCAAGGACAACCUAUAAAAUUGAGCGUUUCGGACCCUGAUUUGGGGCCAGGUGAUCCCAUACCGAAAUACAAAUUUGAGUUGACAACGAACUUCUUUGAUAUCGACAAAGAUGGCUAUCUCAUAGUGGCAGACGAUACAUUGGAUCGCGAUGCUCCGAACACUGGCAAAUUCAGAUUCCAAGUGGUCGCCCGUGAAGUAAACGGUGGUGCGGCCUCUGCGCCAUAUUCAUUGGCAGUAAAGCUUCUGGACCAAAACGACAACGCUCCGGUUAUACCAAAGACACAACCUAUCACUGUACCUGCUAGUUUAGAACCUACUGCUGUUUAUAAGGUGGAAGCGACAGAUAUCGACGAGGGUGAGAACGCGCGUAUUUCGUACAGCAUUUACCACGUAUCUAACAACGGUGGCAAUAAGUUCACUAUUGACCCCACCACUGGUGUUAUAUCCAGCACGGGUCGCCUACAAGCGGGUGAACAAUACAGUGUGACAAUAAGAGCAACAGACGCUAAGGGCUUGAGUUCUCAAGGAAUAGUUGAGCUGAUGGUAGCGCCGGGGCCAAACACGCGACCCCCGCAGUUCUCUUCGAGAGAUUACUACGCGCCGGUGUCAGAGGGGGCUGCUAUUAACUCCACUGUCACCACUGUUACUGCCAAAGAUCCAGAGAACGAACCGGUUACAUAUUCCAUCGCAUCUGGGAACGACCUCCGGCAAUUCGCCAUUGGUUCCAACACUGGCAUUAUUACGGUCAUAAGACGGCUCGAUAGGGAAGUUCUUACGAGAUACCAGUUGAUGGUAAGAGCCGAGGAUCCUGGCAAGCUGUCGACGACAGCCACCGUGAAUAUUAAAGUUACCGAUAUCAACGAUAAUAAUCCAAAGUUCGAUGAAGAUUCCUAUUCAUUCCAAGUUAAAGAAGGUAAAUCAGGUGAAUACGUAGGCUACGUCCACGCAACCGAUAUAGAUGACGGAGUGAACGCAAUGAUCACUUACAGUAUACCCUCCCACCUACCUUUCAACAUAGAUAACGCUACCGGAAUGAUAAACACAAACACCGAGCUGGAUUAUGAAGAUACUAAGGACUACGCAUUCGUAGUGACUGCAACCGACGGGGCAAUAGAUAAACGCCUCGGCACCGCAUCUGUCACUGUAAGAGUAGAAGACGUUCCGGAUGAACAACCUAUAUUCGCACAGGCUUUAUACUCUGUACACGUGCCUGAGAAUGCACCCAAUUACCCUGUUGUUAAAGUCCACGCUGAAGACCCAGAUACAAUGCCAGAAGUAACUUACACAAUAAUCAAGGGAGACACCGAUCUGUUCUCUAUAGAUCGCAAGUCUGGUUUAAUAAGAACACUACAACCUCUGGAUAGAGAGAUAAGUGCAAGACAUGAGUUGGUUGUUGGCACCGAGGAAAAUAACGAGCCGGGAAGUGGAGCUACUACUACUGUGGAAGUACUGGUAGAUGACAAAAACGACAACGCACCUAUUUUCACCUCGGCCGUGCGUCCCGUAACAAUAGAAGACACAUCAUCGAUUGGGAGUUUGGUCGAAACCGUCGUAGCGGCAGACGCCGAUGCCACCGCCCCUAAUAAUAGGAUCAGAUACGCGCUGGCCGGUAGGGGCAAAGCAUCUAAAUACUUUCACGUGGAACCAGAUACUGGUGCUGUUAAAGUACGGGACGAUUUGAGGAAGGAAACCGAUAGUGAAUAUACCGUUGACAUACAAGCUUACGAUCAGGGCGAUCCUGUGAUGUCUUCAGUGAUGAGCCUCACAGUUUACGUCAGCCAUUCAGCUAUAGUGCCACCCGAUGUGAGACUUGGAUUCCCUGACACAGUUUACACAGAGCACGUUGCCGAAAACUCCCCGAACGGCACGCUUGUAAGGACAUUACCUAUUUGGAACAAGAAAAAGCAUUCGCGAGACACUCCAUUGAAGUGUCUCCUCACUGAUGCUACCCAGAAAGGCAUUUUCUACGUUAAACUUACUGAAGAACGAGACUGCGCAAUCUACCUAAACAGUUCAUUGGACUACGAAUCUCUAACGGAAUAUUCGCUAGAGAUUCAACUGGAGUCUAUACAAGGUCUUAUAAACCCUGAAGCAAAUAAAGCAGUGAUAAGGGUGCAUGUAACUGACGUUAAUGAUAAUGCGCCAAUGUUCAUAUUCCCUGAACAAUCUACAAUUAUUGGGGCCAAAGGGAAAUAUUUCGCAAUCGCUACUAAAGAAAUGCCUUUAGGUGCUAACGUGUUGCAAGUGAAGGCGAAGGAUAAGGACAGCGGCGAUUUCGGUAAAAUAGAGUACCGUAAAAACGCGUGGACUAAAGCUGCCGAUGAGUACUUCACACUCGAUGCGGAUACUGGAGUCAUUAGUAAUAUUAAAACAUUCGAGAAUGUUCCCAAAGAAGUUCUGCCCUUCAAGUUCAAUGUCAUGGCCAGAGAUAAUCCUAAAGCCGAAGAUUAUAAGACUGCUAGAGCGUCUGUUGUGAUAAAUCUGCUACAAAAAGACAACCAACUGAUAGUCGAAGUGGCAGACCUAAACAUAAACGCAAUGUCUCCAUUACAAGCACGUAACUUACUCUCAGGUAUAGAAGAAAAGAGUGGUUUAGUCGCUGGCUUGGAGAAGUUAACUCCCAGGUUAUACUUGGGAGAGAAUGGGACAUUGGAAAGUGAUACGAGGAGUACUAAUGUGUGGUUGUACUUGCUCGAUCCGAAUACUGGAGAAAUAUUGACGCGAGAAUCGCAGCCGGUGAAGAAAGCAAUAGACAACGGUGUAGCAAUCCAAGCCCCUCUUAUACCUGCCGAACAGCCCCGAAGGCCUCAAUUAGCGGCUGCCCCGCUAACUACAGCUUUACCUGCGGCUUUGCUCGCGUUAGCCGCAUUAGUUCUUGUAGCUGCGACUGCCGCAACUAUCUACAUAUGCGCCUCUUGGAACCGGUACAAAAAGCACAAAGAACAGGCAUUACAGCAGUAUGGAACACUUAGUAUGAGCAUGGCGCCUCCAAGACCGCCCUCGGGCUACGAGUCAAGUGAAGAUGAACCAGCACCUAGAUACGAGACACAAGUUUUGAAUAUGGCUGUGGACGAUGCAGAUUUGCAGCUCGACUUCAGCUCUAAUAACCAUGCAUUCAAUUUUCAUAAUGUGCAAUAUUUAUCCAAAGACAAUGGUGAAAGAAGUCCAACGCUCUCCGAAACCGCAACAACGGCUCGCGCCUCCAGCGUCAACGAAAACGGUGGAACAUUAAAUAAAGUUCACAACCACAAUUUCGACAGUCUCGCGAACAACACAUCCAACGCUCGCAAUACACAGACGUUGAACCGACGAGUGCCAAACAAUCACGCAUUGAACAACGCGCUCGGAACUUUACCGCGAGUCAAUAAUAAUAACUUAGGCGGAGGUCUAUUGGCUGCAACCUUGGGUAGGAAGAUAAACAGCGGGAACCAUAAGAAAAAAGCAACGCAGCCUAUAAUGGCGUAUGAUGAGAUUCCUGGAUUGCAAAGGUCCACGGAUAACGACAACGUGAUAUUCGGGAAGCGAAACUUCAGUGGAUUCUCUUACGAACAAUCACCAGUCGAAACCACCACAGAGCUUUAAGUUCAUCUCCAAAUAUAAUAAAACAAUGAGACAUUGUGAAAAGUGAAUAGAUGUGAAAACAAAACUGAAUCUCAGCCUUAAAAUACUAGACAAUAAAGUGUUUGUGUUCAACGAAAUGUAUUUUAAUAUAUUAAAUAAUAUACGACUGAAUAAAUGCUUCAAAUGAUAGGUAUUACUUGUAUAAUGUAAUAUUAGACUGUAUACGUGUUUAUAUAGAUUUUUACAUAACUUGAAAUUGUGGCGAUGUUUACAUCACAAAUUUCUAAAUAAUGUAAGCCAUGUACAAUGCGAUCAGGUUAAUUUCAGGAGACCGUGAAAUACAGGAAUAUCGUCAUCCAAUUCUUUUCCAUUAUAUUUUGUACCAAUUUUUUCGUAAUGCUAUGAAACUUCAGUCUCUAAAAAUAAAAUACAGGUUCGAUUUACCUACCUUUCAUCUGUUUUUUAAAGGAUAUUCUCCUUUAUCUCACGUAGCUGGGUUCCACGUACAUUUUUGCAAAGGGGAAUCCCGGCGUAUUGAGUGUUCAGUCGCUCAUUAAGCUAAACUAAACAACCAUUUUCCAUUUUUUUUCUUCCAUCUAUCUUUCUAGACACGUAUAUAGUCUGAGAAUGUUAAUGACGAAUUUUUAUUGUAACUUUAUACGUUUGUAAUUACUUAGCGCGGGCUAGUCUUUUUAACUGAACAAAUUGUGCAUAAUAAUAUAAAACCUUGUAAAUAAUAGAGGCAUUACGUAAAAUGUAUAUUUUUGUAGGUUACCUACCUGAACUGUAAAUACAGGUACGAAAUAUUUUGUAUAGACCUAUUAUAAUAUCUAAUAAUUACAACAAUUUAUUAUUUAAAGCCUUUACACACAACGACGUUUUGCGCUAACUUGCGACACAACCGCUUUGAAUUCGGACCACAUUCAAAGAAUUUUAUUUAAUAGAUACUUUUAUUACUUUCGGAAUUAUGUUGGACAUAUUAUAACUAUCAUUUUAGGAAGGAGACAAAACUUUAUGAUUUGACAAUGUUUCAUGCAAAUGGUUUAAAUUUCCGCAAAACAUCUUAGCAUUCGUUAAUUCCAAAAUUAGUAACUAAAUUUCUCAUUAGCUCUUGAUUUAAAGAUAAUAGGUUGCCUCUGUAUUGCGUUUACAUUUCAAGAAGCAUCUUAUGAGAUGAUUUUACUGCGCGUGAAAAUGUCGCAGUGUGCAAAGGGCUUUAGGCAUGGUUUAUACAUAAAUAGUGAGUUGCGUGAAUACAUAAUUUCUGCAUUUCUGUAUGAACCACGCAUUAUUGUGGAUAUUGUGGCGCCAUGUGCCAUUGAAUUAAUCUAGGCUUACAUUACGCUAUUAUAAAAUAGACAUGUGUAAACUGAGGUAAUUCGAAUACUCUUGAGAUACGGAAGUGAUUCUGGUACUGUUUAAAGUUACGUCUGAAUAGCCCAUGUACUCAUAAGUGAAUAGCUGUUAUUCUUCAAAACUUUAAUGAAGCAUAAACAAUUAAUAAAAUAAACGUAUCGUGUGUAGUUUCUGAGAAUAAAUUAAUUUGUUGGUUUAUAACAAUUAUUUAAAGUUAAGCGUAUUGGUAAGCUUAGCUUAAUAUUUUUAUCGCGGAGUCAAUAAUUGAAUACUUAACCAUAUAUAAUAUAUAAGAUAUAAGCCUGGAUGAUAAUUUACCAUUUAAUUAAAUAAUGAAAAAAAAUAUUGCAAUUUACGUUUCGACAUCAAAUCGAACGUAAAAUAAAAACAUGGUACUUUAUUUUUUGAAGUUAUAAGUACUUGCCAAAAUAUGUGUAAGAACUGUAUAGUUUUGUGAAUAAUUCAAUUUAUUAUAUUUAUAUUUUUUGAGGUACGUAAACGGUGAAUGUCAUCGAUACAAUUUAUAUACCUUAAUUUGAGUAAUGAAAAAACAUAACAAUUUAUUUAUCGAAAUACAAGAAAUAAAUUCAUUUUCCUUUUUUUUCAAAUGGUAGAGACCUUAAUAAUAAAAUGUAUAUUUCCUCUAACUUAUAUGAAAUUUUGAUUAUCUUUAUCAAAUUAUAUUACGCCAACAACGAAUUUUAUUUUUAUUUAAAACUGUUUACACUUUAUUCCACCUCUAUUGUGUAACAUAUUUAUAUAUUAUGGCUAAAAACUAAAACACUAAAAUAAUUAUGAGGUCUCAAUCUAUGAAUCUGAGUUUGUACGAAUUUUGUGCCAGUUACUAUAAUUCCUUAGUUCUAGAAAGCCUGUUAUUAGAAAAAAAAAAUCCUAGCAUAAUAAAACAAAUGCUCACUUUUUAUAAACAACGUUACGUAACGUUUUAGUUUAUGACUUAUGAGUUUAAUAAUCAGAAUCAAGUGAUUUGUGCCAAACGAUUUCUUAAUUAAAAAGAAAAAAUCUUUAACUAUUUUAUAUUUAUUAAUUGGUUCUAAUGUUACCUCUCUUUUUGUAUGAUAUUGUGUAAAUUUUUAUAUAAAUUCUUUUCCCUUAACUGUAAAGAAAACUAUUUGUAGUUUUUUUUUUUUU